CUGGGAUAUCUGGCAACAAGCUUGUUGUUCUUUUUGACAGAUAUCAUCGCCUCCUUUCGCCUUUGUGACUACUAGCAAUACUUUUCUCGUGUAUACACAGCAGGCGAACUCUAGUCCAGAACAAAAUGCCGACGCCUUUGGAUCGCGCAUUAAACUCCAAGAACCUAUUUCUAGGGUUUGCCGGCAUGGUGACUGCAGCGGCCGCUUGGGCCAUCUGGGGUGGCGAUAUGUUCCCGGCUGAAGCUGACCCAACUGGAGAUCCGGAAAACUGGACUGCAGAUGAAAUGCGGACAUGGCUUCGAGUUAGGGGCCUUUUGCCCAGCGAAAGCGCAUCGCGUGACGAGUUACUCGAGCGCAUCAAAGCAAAUAUGCGUGUACCGCGAAGAUCUGCGGCCCAGUGAUGAGAUAGCAGUCGCUUUGUUUCGGGAGUCUUCGCUUGGCGUGUCGUGGGGUAUUUCCUUGGAUUUCUUUCCGUUUUCCUUAUGCGUCUCAAAAUGUGUAAUCGCGUGGUUGGAUCAUAGCGCAUGUGUUUAUCAUGUCAUCACACCGCAAUAGCAAUUCUAGUAAUUUUCGUCAAAG
This is a messenger RNA of Aspergillus costaricaensis CBS 115574, 579 nucleotides long. RefSeq names its product Ish1 domain-containing protein. Lineage: Eukaryota; Fungi; Ascomycota; Eurotiomycetes; Eurotiales; Aspergillaceae. Bases 126 to 401 code for a protein of 91 amino acids. The transcript is spliced from 5 exons. The record is from RefSeq and is a predicted model, not a curated record.